AUGUUAUUUGAUGUAGGGAAGAAGCCUGAGACCAUCUCCAGGCGAAGACGAAAACUGUAUGAUUUGGUGAAGAGAUUCGAAGUCGCAGCGAAAGGUGGUGAUCCGUAUAGUUUCGAGAUUCCCGUACCGGAAAUAGUGCUAACAUCCAAUGAUUACAAAGAAGCGGAAGAGCGGUUACAGAAGAUGAAUGAAGAAGUUGCACUAGAGAGAAAACGUAUGAAGCUGGAGAAAAAAAGGAUGCAGUCGGAGUCUCAAAAUGUUGCUAAUGACGACGGUGAAAACGUGACUGCCAAGAUCAGGCCGAAGAAAAGCGCUGUGAAAAGAAAAGUGUUGAAAAGAAAUUUGGGCCGAAAACACGCAGGAGUUGCAAAGAGGACAGCGAAUCGUAAAGCUAAAUUAUUGACAUAA
Molecule: messenger RNA, 408 nt
Organism: Cylicostephanus goldi
Lineage: Eukaryota; Metazoa; Nematoda; Chromadorea; Rhabditida; Strongylidae
Source: the annotation of a GenBank genome assembly